Messenger RNA from Argentina anserina (silverweed cinquefoil), 1540 nucleotides. RefSeq names its product protein DETOXIFICATION 49-like. Gene Ontology annotation, cellular component: membrane. Lineage: Eukaryota; Viridiplantae; Streptophyta; Magnoliopsida; Rosales; Rosaceae. Gene Ontology annotation, biological process: xenobiotic detoxification by transmembrane export across the plasma membrane. Gene Ontology annotation, molecular function: antiporter activity; xenobiotic transmembrane transporter activity. The record is from RefSeq and is a predicted model, not a curated record.
GUUAGCAACUUAGCAUCCGAUAUCUUAAACCAUGUCGACCCAGUUAUCUAAUCCUUUGAUUCCUCACAACCAAAGUCCUCAAAAGACACAUCUCUCUCUUGCUCUCAGUGAAGCCAAAUCCAUUGCCAGCAUAGCUUUCCCAAUGGUACUAACUGGUUUAUUACUAUAUUCACGUUGCAUGAUCUCCAUGCUUUUCCUUGGUCAUCCUGGUCAGCUAGCUCUAGCCGGCGGGUCCCUUGCUAUCGGCUUUGCUAACAUUACAGGGUAUUCUGUUCUCUCCGGCCUAGCCAUGGGGAUGGAACCUAUUUGCGGCCAAGCUUUUGGUGCCAAAAGAUUCAAGCUUUUAGGUCAUACCCUCCAAAGGACAGUUAUUCUCCUGUUCUCGACUUCAAUCCCCAUAUCAUUUCUGUGGUUCAACAUGAAGAGGAUCUUGCUUUCUUGUGGCCAACAAGAGGAUAUUGCAUAUGAAGCUCAAUCUUACAUUAUCUAUUCUCUUCCUGACCUUAUUGCACAAAGUCUUUUGCACCCUCUGCGUAUCUAUCUCCGAACUCAAUCCAUAACGAUGCUAACAUGCUGUGCAACUCUAGCCAUUAUCCUCCACAUUCCUAUCAACUAUCUCCUUGUUUAUGUGCUUGGUCUUGGAAUCAAAGGCGUAGCGUUAAGCGGGGUUUGGACCAAUAUCAACCUGGUAGGAUCAUUGAUCAUCUACAUCACAUUCUCGGGAGUCUAUAAAAAAACAUGGGGCGGUUUUUCAACGCAUUACUUCUUCAAAGGUUGGAAAAGUCUAUUGAAUUUGGCCGUUCCAAGCUGCAUUUCCGUUUGUUUAGAGUGGUGGUGGUACGAGAUCAUGAUCUUGCUUUGUGGACUGUUACUUGACCCACAAGCAACAGUUGCUUCAAUGGGAAUUCUGAUCCAGACCACAGCAUUGAUCUACAUUUUCCCAUCUUCUUUAAGCUUUGGUGUAUCUACAAGGGUGGGGAACGAGCUCGGGGCUAAUAGGCCCGAAAGACCAAAACUUGCUGCGAUCAUAGGCCUCUCUUAUAGUUUUGUUUUCGGACUCUCAGCAUUGUUAUUUGCUGUCAUGGUACGAAACAUAUGGGCAAGUAUGUUUACAAAAGAGUCACAAAUUAUUGCAUUAACAUCAAUGGUGUUGCCAAUAAUUGGGCUAUGUGAGAUUGGAAACUGUCCACAAACAACAGGUUGUGGAGUUUUGAGAGGAUCGGCUAGGCCUAAACUGGGAGCAAACAUAAACUUGGGUUGCUUCUAUUUAGUGGGAAUGCCUGUAGCUGUAUGGUUGAGUUUCUUUGCAGGAUAUGAUUUCAGAGGACUCUGACUUGGCCUUUUGGCAGCUCAAGGCUCAUGCGUCGUGACCAUGUUGUUUGUUUUGGCAAAAACCAAUUGGGAACUUCAAGCUAAAAGAGCCAAGGAGCUAACUGCAGAAAUUUACAUUAGUGUUGAUGAUGGUUCUCAUGAUUUUGAUGAAGCUGAUGCUUCCUUGAGUUCGUUAGUAAAGACAGACAGUGAUCGUUCACAUGUAUAA